Lolium rigidum is the source of this 1431-nucleotide messenger RNA. RefSeq names its product beta-1,2-xylosyltransferase XYXT1-like. Gene Ontology annotation, biological process: plant-type cell wall organization. The record is from RefSeq and is a predicted model, not a curated record. Gene Ontology annotation, cellular component: Golgi membrane. The transcript has 3 exons. Gene Ontology annotation, molecular function: UDP-xylosyltransferase activity. Lineage: Eukaryota; Viridiplantae; Streptophyta; Magnoliopsida; Poales; Poaceae. The coding region runs from base 1 to 1431 and encodes 476 amino acids.
AUGAAGGUGCCUGUGGCUGUGAGGAGCAAGAGCUUGAAGAAAAGCAGGGGAGCUCCUUCAUGCAACCUUCCCCUGCUGCUGCUCAUCGCUGGGGUUAUGUACGUGAUGAUAGGCAAGCCUUUUCCAUCAUUCUUGAUGGGUAGCAGGAGUUUCUUCAAUCGAGCAGAGGAGGAGUUCAUCCCGGAGCCACACGUGAACUGCGACUUCAACAGCACAAGGUCCGACUUCUGCGAGAUAGCCGGUGCCAUCCGCAUCCGGGGCAGCACGUCGGAGGUGUUUGUCGUGUCCCCUCGCCGCGGCGCCACCGCCCGGGACGUCUUCGGCCCCAACUCGACGUGGGUCGCCGCCAACGCUACGAGCUGGAAAAUGAAGCCGUACACGCGCAAGGGGGAGUCACGCAUCAUGAACGGCAUCAGGGAGUUCACUGUGCGGCUCGCAUCCGCCGACGAGGCUCUGGCGUGCGACGUGAUGCACGAGGACGUGCCCGCCGUGGUGUACUCCAACGGCGGGUACUGCGGCAACUACUACCACGACUUCAACGACAACAUCAUCCCUCUCUUCAUCACGACGCGCCACCUGGGGCGCGAGGUGCAGCUGCUGGUGACGCAGAAGCAGGCGUGGUGGUUCGGCAAGUACGGCGAGAUCGUGGACGGGCUGACGCGGCACGAGGCGGUGGACCUCGACGCCGACGCGCGGGUGCACUGUUAUCGGCGGGUGACCGUCGGGCUCAAGAGUCACAAGGACCUGAGCAUCGACCCUCGCCGCUCGCCCAACAACGUGUCCAUGGUGGACUUCAAGCGGUUCAUCAUGUGGCGGUAUUCACUGCCCCGUGAGCAUGCCAUCCGGACGGAGGAGGACGACGAGGAGAGGAGGCGGCCGCAGCUGCUGAUCAUCACGCGGCGGUCAAAGCGGCGGUUCAUGAACCUGGAGGAGAUCGUGGCCGCCGCGGAGGAGGUAGGGUUCGAGGUGACGACGUCGGACCUGAUGACGCCGCCCAAGAAACAAGACGACGAGGCGGUCGUGGACGACAGCGGGCAGGCUCGGAUGGCCGAUGCGUCGGCGACGGUGAACGCAGUCGACGCAAUGCUGGCGGUGCACGGUUCCGGGCUGACGAACCUGGUGUUCCUGCCGAUGAACGCGGUGGUGAUGCAGGUGGUGCCGCUGGGUGGGAUGGAGGCGCUGGCAAUGGACGAGUAUGGGGUGCCGCCGAGAGACAUGAACAUGAGGUACCUGCAGUACAACAUCACGGCGGAGGAGAGCACGUUGUCGGAGCUGUACCCGAGGGAUCACCCGGUGUUCAUGGACCCGGGCCCCAUACACAAGCAGAGCUGGUCGCUCGUCGAUGAGAUCUACCUCGGCAAGCAGGACGUCCGGCUCGACAUCGCCAGGUUCAGGCCCGUACUCCAGAAGGCGCUCGAGCUCCUCCGGUGA